CACAGCCGGGAAAGGAGAAGCAACAGGCGGCCUGGAGCGAGCGCAGCGCCGCUUCUUUCCAGCGGGAGUCCCAGCGGAGAGUGGCCACGAAGUUCAGGGAAAGUUCUGGAAAAGUUUUUCUGGGCCAGGGGGGGCACGGAGCGAGCCAGCAGGAUGCAGAGUUUUGUGCGGACUGUGGCGGUUCUGAGCUCGGUGGCGGCGGUGUGCGUCUUCGCGGCCAUGGACGAGUGCGAGGACGCGCAGGGCCGGCCACAUCGCUGCAUGCCCGAGUUCGUGAACGCCGCUUUCAACGUGACGGUGGUAGCCACCAACACCUGCGGCUCCCCCCCCGAGGAGUACUGCGUGCAGACUGGAGCCACCGGCGUCACCAAGUCCUGCCACAUCUGCGACGCGCGCGACCCGCGGAACCACCACGGCGCCGCGUACCUGACCGACUACAACAACCACCAGGACGCCACCUGGUGGCAGAGCCAGACCAUGCUGGCGGGGGUCCAGUACCCCUAUUCCAUCAACCUCACCCUGCAUCUCGGGAAGGCCUUUGACAUUACCUACGUGCGCCUCAAGUUCCACACCAGCCGGCCGGAGAGCUUUGCCAUCUACAAGCGCACGAAAGAGGGGGGGCCCUGGGUGCCAUACCAGUACUACAGCGGCUCCUGCGAAAAGACGUACCAGAAGGUCAACCGCGGCUUCAUCCGCACCGCAGACGACGAGCAGCAGGCGCUCUGCACUGAUGAGUUCAGCGACAUCUCGCCUCUCACUGGGGGCAACGUGGCCUUCUCCACGCUGGAGGGGCGGCCCAGCUCCCACAACUUUGACAACAGCCCCGUCCUGCAGGACUGGGUGACAGCCACGGACAUCAAGGUGACCCUGAACCGACUCAAUACAUUUGGAGACGAAGUGUUCAAUGACCCCAAAGUUCUCAAGUCCUACUAUUACGCCAUCUCGGACUUUGCUGUGGGAGGAAGGUGUAAGUGUAACGGCCAUGCCAGCGAGUGUGUGAAGAACAGUGUGGGCCGGCUGGUUUGCGACUGCAAACACAACACCGCCGGCGACGACUGUAACACCUGCAGACCGUUCUUCAACGACCGACCCUGGAGGAGAGCCACAGCCGACAGCGCCAACGAGUGUCUGUCCUGCAACUGUAACGGGAAGAGCGCAGAGUGUUACUUCGAUCCAGAGCUGUACCGAGCCACUGGGCAUGGAGGACACUGCAGAAACUGCGCCGACAACACAGACGGACCCAACUGCGAGCGAUGCCUGGACAACUACUACAGAGACCAGAGCGGCAACCGCUGCCAGCCCUGCAGCUGCAGCCCCAUCGGCUCUCUGUCUCCUCAGUGUGACAGAGGAGGAGUGUGUGCAUGUAAACCAGGCGUGACCGGAGAGAAGUGCGACCGCUGUCUACCUGGAUACCACAGUCUGACAGAGGCCGGCUGCAGGCAGUGCAGCUGCUCACCUGCAGGAAGCACUCAGGAGUGUGAUGUGGCGACGGGUCAGUGCCGCUGCAAAGAGAACGUGGAGGGCUUCAGCUGUGACAGGUGUAAACUGGGAUUCUUCAACCUGGACCCACAUAACCCUCAGGGCUGCACGCCUUGCUUCUGCUUUCAGCACUCGUCUGUGUGCAACAGCGCCGAGGGAUACUCCGUCCACUCCAUCACCUCCAGCUUCACCAACGGGAAUGAGCAGUGGAGGGGUCAGCAGCAGGAUGGAUCCAGCGUCUCCAUCCAGUGGUCUCCCAGCGGACAAGAGGUUUCCCUCAGCUCAGACAGCUUCCUACCCAUGUACUUUGUAGCUCCAGAGAAGUUUCUGGGGAACCAGAUCCUGAGUUACGGUCAGAACCUGAGCCUGAACUUCCGCGUGGAGCGCCGGGACCACCGUCUGUCUGCUGAGGAUCUGAUUCUGGAGGGGGCUAACAUGCGGGUGGCCGUCCCACUUAUCGCUCAGGGCAACGCCUACCCCAAUGAGAACAUGCAGACCUACGUGUUCCGCCUCCACGACAGCACCGACUACCCCUGGAGGCCGCACAUCAGCCACGCAGAUUUCCAGAAACUGCUCCAGAACCUGACAGCCAUCAAGAUUCGUGGCACCUACAGCGAAAGGAGUGCCGGGUUCCUGGAUGAUGUCUCCUUGGUGACGGCCAGGCGGGGUCCAGGCGUACCAGCCCGUUGGGUGGAGCAGUGCGACUGUCCCCAGGGUUACCAAGGUCAGCACUGCGAGCAGUGCACGCUGGGAUACCGGCGCGCUCGCCCGGACUUGGGUGCCUUUAGCCCCUGCGAGCCAUGCAGCUGCAACGGACACAGCGACGCCUGCAACCCCGUCACCGGAGCGUGCGACUGUCAGGACAACACUGCUGGGCUGAGCUGUGAGCGCUGCAAGGACGGUUUCUACGGCGACGCCACUCAGGGGAGCCCCAACGACUGUCAACCCUGUCCCUGUCCUGGGGGGGCCACCUGUGCCAUUGUGCCGUCAACCAGGGAGGUGGUGUGCACCAACUGUCCCACUGGAACCACAGGUAAACGCUGCGAGCUCUGUGACGACGGCCACUUUGGGGACCCGCUGGGUCAGAACGGACCCGUGCGCAGCUGCCACAAAUGCAUGUGCAGCGGCAACAUCGAUUUGAACGCCGUCGGCAACUGCAACCGGGAGACCGGGGAGUGCCUGAAGUGCGUCAAUGACACCGAGGGCUUCUUCUGCGACCGCUGUAAAGAAGGUUUCUACGGCAACGCCCUCAGCACCGGCCCUGGCAAGAGAUGCAAAUCCUGCUCCUGCUCCCCUUUUGGCACCGUGGGCCAACAGACCAGCUGUUCUGAGGUCACGGGUCAGUGCGAGUGUCUUCCCAACGUGGCCGAACGGGACUGCAGCGCCUGCCAGCCUGGACACUUCAACCUUCAGAGCGGCAAAGGAUGCGAGCGGUGCAACUGCAACCCCAUUGGCUCCACUAACGGGCAGUGUGACAUCGUUACGGGACAGUGCGAGUGCCAGCCCGGCGUCAGCGGCCUUCACUGCGAUCGCUGCGAGGUCAACUUCUUUGGCUUCAGCUCGUCUGGAUGCAAACCCUGUGACUGUGACUCUGAAGGCUCCUCAUCGGGUCAGUGUAAGGAUGACGGGCGCUGCCAGUGUCGGCCCGGCUUCGUGGGGGCCCGCUGCGACAUGUGCGAGGAGAAUUACUUCUACAAUCGCUCCGUGCCGGGUUGCCAGCAGUGCCCCUCCUGCUAUGGCCUGGUUCGGGACAAGGUGAACCAGCAGCGGCAGAAGCUGCACGACUUGCAGACUCUGAUCGAUAACCUGGGCUCAGGCCAGGAAACCGUCAGCGAUAAGGCAUUUGAGGAUCGUCUGAAGGAAGCAGAAAAGGCCAUUGCAGAGCUGUUAUCCGAAGCUCAGGCCAGCAAAGAUUUGGACAGAGGCCUGAUGGACCGACUGGAUACCAUCAACAACACUCUGACGACCCAGUGGAACCGCCUGCAGAGCAUCCGCAACACCGUGGACGACACGGGUGCACAGGCCGACCGCGCCCGCAGCCGAGUCCAGGAUGCAGAGAGCUUGAUCGACAGGGCCCGUCAGGAGCUGGACAAGGCCAAGGACGCCCUCAGCAAAGUGGACAUCAAGCCCCCCACUGGAACAGGAGAGCCCAACAACAUGACCCUACUGGCUGAGGAAGCCAGACGACUCGCAGAAAAGCACAAGACUGAAGCUGACCAGAUUGAGAAAAUUGCCAAAGACGCCAACGACACGUCGACAAAGGCCUAUAACCUGCUGCUGAAGACUCUGGAGGGAGAAAGCCGGACAGGCCAGGAGAUCGAGGAGCUGAACAAGAAGUAUAAUGAGAGUAAGGAGCUCGCCAAGAACCUGGAGAAGCAAGCCAAAAAGGUUCAGGACGAGGCAGAUGAGGCUGGAAACCAGGCCUUGAAGAUCUUCGCCAAUCUAACCAGCCUCCCGCCAUUUGACGCCAAGGCCCUGGAGGACGAAGCCAAUAAGAUCAAGAAAGAGGCAACAGACCUUGACAAUCUGGUUGACAAAAUGGAGAAGAACUACAACGACAUGAGAGACGACCUGAAGUCCAAAGAGCAGGAGGUCCGCAAGCUGCUGGAGAAAGGCAAGAGUGAGCAGCAGACUGCAGACCAGCUGCUAGCCCGGGCAGACGCUGCCAAAGCUCUGGCUGAAGAGGCUGCCCAGAAGGGCAAGGCUACUUUUGCAGAAGCUGAGAACAUCCUGGAAGACCUCAGAGACUUUGACAGGAGAGUCAACGAUAACAAGACUGCAGCUGAAGAAGCCCUGAAGAAGAUCCCUGCUAUCAAUGCUACCAUCAUGUCUGCCAACGAGAAGACCAGGGAGGCAAAGACUGCUCUCGGCAAUGCAACUGAAAAUGCCCUGGAGGCCAAGAGAAAGGCAGAGGAGGCCGAAAAAAUCGCCAGCAACGUGCAGAUUGGAUCAGCCAAGACCAAGGAGGACGCAGAAAAGGCCUUACAGGACACCAACAACCUGGAAAACGAUGUCAACAACAUGAUGGAUCAGCUGAGCGCUGCAGAGCAGGACCUGGCGAAGAAGAAAGUCGAGGCAGACGCCGACAUGAUGAUGGCCGCCAUGGCAUCGGACAACGCCAAGGAGGCAGAGGAUAAUGCUCGGAAGGCCAAGAACAUGGUGAAAAAGGUGUUGAAGGUCAUCACUGACCUACUGGCCCAGCUGGGCAACAUCGAUAAGGUGGACCUGAGCAAACUGAACGAUAUUGACGAGUCAUUAAAGAAAGCCAAAGAGAAGAUGCGCGAUAGCAAGCUGGAUGAGAAGCUAAAGGAGCUGAAUGCUGUGGCCAGCUCGCAGAAGGACAUGAUUGACAGCUACGACCAACAGAUACGGGAGAUCCGGGCCGACAUCGCCAACCUCAAUGACAUCAAGAACACGCUACCUGAAGGCUGCUUCAACACUCCGUCCCUGGAGAGGCCUUAGCCCCGCCCUCUUCUUCUAGACACGCACCCUCCCCUCACUCACGUCUAACACUCCGGCGAACAUGCCGACUUUUACCAAAACUACUUUUAAAACAUUUGAUCGUCGAUUCUCGUCUCUGCCGACGUUUUCCAGGAGGGGCGUGGUUUCACAACAAGGACGUUGAGCCGUGCGGAGGCACAAAACCAGAACCACCAACCCGAAGUGACUGCAGCUUCUCAAAGGAGGUCUAGCCGCACCGCGGCUCCACUCCGCUCCACACCACUUCCUGUCAGAUUACGUGAAGGAACCGUCAUCUGGGCUCCCUGCAUCUACAGUAUUCUCCUCUCCAGCAGGGGGCAGUAAAGCCAUGAGAACUCGCCCUGCUCCGUACAAAGCUGCCCAAAAACACUUAAGACCAGAUCCACAUGGUCCUGCAAAAACACUAAGACCAGAUCCACAUGGUCCUGCAAGAACACUAAGACCAGAUCCACAUGGUCCUGCAAAAACACGAAGACCAGAUCCACAUGAUUUUGCUGCUGCCUGUCAUCUGGAAACUAGAAGGAAAGAACCGCUCGAUUUCGGCUUCUUCUUCAGCAUGCGUGUGAGAUGAAGAACAGCUGCAUCUUUCCUCAUAAACUGUCCUGACCUCUUGAGCUCCUGUUGGACUUGUGGAAACCUUCUUCCCUCUAUCUGUCGCACAUCACAGCUCAGCUGUGAUGCGUUCGUGGUUCUGUCGGAGGUGCAGCUGUCCCAGCUCUGGUGUUGAAAAACCUGAGAUGUUCCUCACUUGUUGUUUUUAGGACAUUAAAAUGGACACAUCAUGUUCAGAUG
This is a messenger RNA of Oryzias latipes (Japanese medaka), 5751 nucleotides long. RefSeq names its product laminin, gamma 1 (gene lamc1). Gene Ontology annotation, biological process: axon guidance; animal organ morphogenesis; tissue development. The record is from RefSeq and is marked provisional. Gene Ontology annotation, cellular component: basement membrane. Lineage: Eukaryota; Metazoa; Chordata; Actinopteri; Beloniformes; Adrianichthyidae.